This is a messenger RNA of Colletotrichum spaethianum, 1413 nucleotides long. RefSeq lists its product as uncharacterized. Bases 1 to 1413 code for a protein of 470 amino acids. The transcript has a single exon. The record is from RefSeq and is a predicted model, not a curated record. Lineage: Eukaryota; Fungi; Ascomycota; Sordariomycetes; Glomerellales; Glomerellaceae.
AUGCACGACUUGCGCCUGAAGGUGCUCCGCGAAAGCGGCAAGACUGUCUCGAAGAAGGCUCGAUCGCGCCCCGAGUCUGCGCGAGCUUCUAUGAGAAAUUCGCCCAACGUUUCGCCCGGCCACUCCCAGAUGAACUCGCCUGCCCACUCACGCGCGGGCAGCCGUUAUGCCUCCGAGGAGGAGGGCAGCGACGACGAGUACGAAGACAACAUGACCAUGAGCACGCUCUCCAACGGAUCAGACACUGCGCUGGAUGACGCCACCGAAGCGUCGUGGGCGCAACUUCUUCAGGACCGUAUUGUCGAGCUGCAAGACCGGAAGCGAACGAAUACCAAGACUCGCGAGACCACGCUCAUGUCGUACCUCCACCUUGUCAAGCACCACUACGGCGGCCGUCAGAUCACCAGCUCCCUGACCGAGAUCGUCACGGCGCUGAUGAAGAACAUCAGAUCUGGGGGCAGCUCACUCGAACACCUCAUGUCGCUCAAGUCUCUCACAGCCACGCUACUCACCGUGCCGUCAGACGCUCUCUUUGACGACAUAUACCCGCAACUCGAGAAGACCCUGGAGGACGAUGACGACAAUGACGUGAAGGCCGCUGCCAUCUGGGCCAUGGCCAUCACAGUGAUGUACGGCGGCGGCGGCGAAGACGCCGCAAGCGAGUUCCUCGAGUACCUGGUCACUAUCGUGGAAAGCGACGGAGAGGCCGUCGGAGCAGCAGACAACGGCGACGUCGUCACGUCGGCACUCGAGGCCUGGGCCUUUGUUGCCAGCCAGAUGGAUGACAUUAGUGAGAACGUCUACUCAGCCAUCGACGCUUUCGUGGAGCAGCUCGACAGCACAGACGUCGAGGUGCAAGCGAGCGCCGGCUUCAACAUUGCCUUCAUCUUCGAGGCCGCGCGGGAACAAGAGGAGGAGACCGGCGAGCCAAUGAACCUGCAAUACGACCCGAAGAAGCUUGUUGCACGCAUGGCCGAGGCGUCCAAGCCAUCAGUGAAGCAGACGGCGCGAAGAGACAGGAGACAUUUGCGUAAGCAGUUCGCCAGCAUCGUCUCGUCCCUCGAGCACGGAAAGGGCCCCGGCUUCUCCAGUGCCGGCCGGCCGGCCUUCAACCCUCACACCGGCGGCACCAAGGCCGACCCUCGCUCCGGCGCCCGAGGCGACGACGACAACGACAUGCGCGGCUUUGGGUACCGCGAGAAGCUGCGCCUCGGUUCCUCCGUGGUGCUGAUCGACUCGUGGUCUCUCAUGGCCCGCGUCGAGGCGGCGAGGACCGUCCUGGGAGGCGGGCUGCCCACUCACUUCAACGACAACCCCACCGUGGCAGACCUUCUCGGCGGCGCCGAGACGGAAGAGCCAUCAGGACAGGGGUACGCAUUGCACCCUAGAGAUGCCAAGAAGAUGAGAAGAUAG